Molecule: messenger RNA, 1455 nt
Organism: Ceraceosorus guamensis
Lineage: Eukaryota; Fungi; Basidiomycota; Exobasidiomycetes; Ceraceosorales; Ceraceosoraceae
Exons: 3
Coding region: 1-1455 (484 amino acids)
Source: RefSeq, a predicted model, not a curated record
AUGCUUCCGGCACGCUUAUGGAGCACACUUCUCGUGAGUGUCGUCGCUGCUCUCACGACGUCGGCCUUGCCUGCGGAGAAGAGGGGCGUACUCUACCCAGAGGAGGCGGUGGCAAUUGAGCUACUCAUCAGACAAGCCGGCAACCAAACGGCCGCGACCUCAUCAAGACUCACUACUACCGUGGCUUCAUCUUCGAGCACCAACAGUGGCUCUGGUACCAGCACGAGAAGUGCAUCCAGCACCAGCACGAAUAGCAACUCCAGCACCAGCACGAAAAGUACCUCCAGCACAAGCUCGCCCAACCCUUCGUCAAGUGGUGUACUGCGCACUAGUGCUCAGGCUUCAGGCGGUGGACUGCCUGCACCUCCUUCCGGCUCGAGGCUGACGCAGCACACCAUCAAUGGGAAGCCCGGAACGACUGCUACCGUGCCCAUUUUUGCCAACAAGAAUUACAUCGGUAGCGGUUCCAACGGCGCGAGCAGCGCCUGGAUAGGCUUGCACGGUCGACUCAAGAAUGGCAAUCAACUGUUCUCCGACCUUUACAACGUCGUUGGCGACCAAGGCGUAGCUGUCGUUCCCAACUUUUACGGCCCUAGCGACGUUCAAACGGUGCAGAAUGCUCAAAACCAGGGCAAGCCCAAUCCCAUCUGGUUGCAACCAGACAGAAAUGUCAUCUGGAACGACGACUGGCGGUACGGAGCAGAUGCCGUUGCUGGGGGUACGAGCCGGCCGCUCAACGGCGAAUCCGUCUCGAGUCUCGAGAUUCUCGACUCUCUCAUCAAGAAUCUAUCGAACAAGAGCCGGUACCCCAACAUGGCUCGCAUCACCGUCGUUGGACAUUCUGCUGGCGCUGCGCUCGUCGACAUAUAUUCUCACUUUGGUCCAAAUGCCCCAUCCGGAAUCAAGAUUCGAUACGUAGAGGCGAAUACCCCAACCUCCUACAUGGUUGACUCGCGAAGACCCGUGGGGCCCAUCGACCUUGCAAAGUGUCCAAACUACAACAAUUGGCCCUACGGUCCGGGAGGAGCAAAGCCGCGCUACAUCAACAAUGCAAUGUCAAGCUGGUCCUUCCAACGCACCUGCAGCCGCGACGUCGUCAGGCUGAGCGGCACUAAGGACACGUAUCAGGCGGACUCUGGAGGCGACCAAAGCUGCAUGUCGUGGGCUCAAGGUGGCCCCGACCGCACCAACCGCGGUCAAGCUGCUUGGGUCAUUGACAAUCUGAGAGCCAACACGAAACGAACUGACCUGCGCUACUACGCAUCGUACCAAAACAUCACCACUUAUCAGGGCGGAGUUCCAGUGCAGGAGGUCCCCACAUUCAGGAAGACCUUUGCGCUGGUGUAUGGCGUGGCACACGUCGCUGGACAGAUGUUUGCGUCGGACUAUGGUCGCCAAGCACUUCUCAAGACAACACCGAUCAGCUACACUCAAACCGAGCCUGCGCCUUACUAA